Molecule: messenger RNA, 1446 nt
Organism: Penicillium pulvis
Lineage: Eukaryota; Fungi; Ascomycota; Eurotiomycetes; Eurotiales; Aspergillaceae
Exons: 4
Coding region: 1-1446 (481 amino acids)
Molecular function (GO): FAD binding
Source: RefSeq, a predicted model, not a curated record
AUGUCAGAGUCAAGCUCAUUCGAAGUUAUCAUUAUUGGCGCUGGCCUGGCAGGCGCUUUGCUUGCCAAUGGACUUCUUAACAACAAUGUCUCCUUCAAGAUCUAUGAACGCGAGGUAGAGAAUUCCAAGCGAGAAGGCUACCAAAUUCGCUUGGGAGACUCGGCUGUGACCGGAUUCAAAGCUUGUCUACGCGACGAGGAUUUUGACGCAAUUAUUCAAAAGUUUGGACAGUCUGCCACUUCAGGAGCGGCGGCUCCCUGUCUCUAUACGAGCCAUUUUCAACCCAUUCUGGACCUUACCAGCUUACCUACGUAUUCGAAAUCCUUUGCGAUUAAUCGGGUAGUCUGUCGCAACUUGCUCCUCAACCCUGUGAGACCAAGUGGAAAUAUCUGCUACGAAAAGGCCUUUUCUUCUUAUGAGAUCAUUCACGACCCGUCCAAUAGCAGUGAGAAAGUAAGGGUGCUCUUUACGGACGGUACAUCCGACGAGUGUGAUGUUCUAAUUGGAGCCGAUGGCAGCGGCUCACGGGUUAACAAAGCACUUGGUCUCAACAAUCUGGUUAAUAUUGACACACAUUGGUCCUUUUUGGCCAAAGGAAGCCUUCCUAAAGACCGACUGAGCAAGCUACCUGUCGAGCUUCAAAAGGGGCCCAUUAUAGUGUUCGCAAAAGGAAUCUCCUUUUUCUAUGCCUGUAAGAUAUAUCCUUCAUUUCCAGAUCUUAGAGCUAACAAGGAUCCUGAAGUAUAUAUGCCCGCGAAGCGCGACACAGACAAGUCUGCAAGUGAUAGUAUCGAGUACGACGAGACAGAGGCCUCAUUCUAUUGGGGAUUAAAUGUUCCUAAAAGUCUAUCAACUGAAUAUCAAGACUAUGCAGAUAUUCCAAACCGCCUGGAGUUCUGCCUUGACAUCAUUCGCGACUGGGCACCAGAAUUCAAGACUCUGAUCAUGACAGGCCAAGAUGACACACCAUCCUCUGAUAUCUACAUCACCCCCUUACGAGCCAGUACAAAGCCUGUGGCAGACUGGAGAGCACGCCUCCAAGAGGAGGGCCAGGAAGGGAAACAGGAAGGGCACUCUCGUGUCUGGCUUUUGGGUGACGCGGUGCACGCGAUGCAGCCAAAUAGAGGGAUGGGUGGAAAUCAAGCAAUGCAUGACUGUGCGGAUAUCCUCCCCAAUCUGCUAGAGCUGAACGGUAUUGCCGCUACCGGAAGGUCCCCUACGGGCGAAGAGAUCUCGUCGGCAUGUGCAAAGUAUGAAUCGGCAAUGAUUGAGCGAGCCUUUACCUGGGUUUCGAAAAGCGGAGGAGCUUCGAUGCCGAAUUUGGAUUUUGAUGGAUACUUGGGCAAGUUUAUCUCCAUCUCUGGGAAAGUCCUUGUGCCCGUCGUCUCUGCCUUUCUUCGGGUGCCACUAUUCAAACCGUCGGAAAAGAAGGAGUCUGACUGGUGA